This is a messenger RNA of Solea solea (common sole), 2597 nucleotides long. It is a transcript of the gene dgat2, whose product is annotated as diacylglycerol O-acyltransferase 2. Gene Ontology annotation, cellular component: endoplasmic reticulum membrane. Gene Ontology annotation, molecular function: diacylglycerol O-acyltransferase activity. The transcript has 8 exons. The record is from RefSeq and is a predicted model, not a curated record. Bases 257 to 1342 code for a protein of 361 amino acids. Gene Ontology annotation, biological process: triglyceride biosynthetic process. Lineage: Eukaryota; Metazoa; Chordata; Actinopteri; Pleuronectiformes; Soleidae.
UCCAGCUGCUGGGACAGGUCAUCCUCAGCUCUGCGGCCCCGGAGCAGCUCCAGCUCCAGGCUCCAGGCUCCAAGCUCCUCCCCGCUCCCGUUAAAUGCUCGCUCUGCAGCUCAGGCUGCUGCAGACGACGACAGGCAGGACUGCGGAGCUGUAGGGAAGACUUGUGUCUUCAUCCUCCUCCUCCUCCGCCUCCUCCUCCUCCAGGAGAACAUCACAGCUUUCUUUUUCUACCAUCAUCAUCAUCCAAGAAGCUGCUAUGAAGACUAUUCUUGCUGCGUAUUCUGGAGUCCUGAAGGGCACCGGCUCCAGUAUCCUCUCUGCCGUGCAGGACCUGCCACUUGCCGUCUGGCCCUGCAGAUCCAAGAUGGAAAAGCACCUGCAGGUCCUCUCCGUGCUGCAGUGGGUCAUCUGCUUCUUAGCCAUGGGUGUUGCCUGCACUUUCCUGCUGAUCUACAUGUUCUGCACUGACUGCUGGCUCAUCGCGGCCAUUUACACAGCCUGGCUCAUCUUUGACUGGAACACGCCAAAACAAGGUGGAAGGAGGUCCUCCUGGGUGAGGAGCUGGACAGUGUGGACAUAUUUCCGAGACUACUUCCCAAUAAGGCUAAUUAAAACCCACAACCUGCUGCCCAGCCGGAACUACAUAUUUGGCUACCACCCUCAUGGCGUCCUGUGUUUCGGUGCCUUCUGCAAUUUUGGGACAGAGGCCACAGGCUUCUCCAAGAAGUUCCCGGGCAUCAAGCCUUCCCUGGCAACACUGGCAGGAAACUUCCGCCUGCCCGUGCUUCGGGACUACCUGAUGUCUGGAGGUAUCUGUCCAGUGAACAGGAACUCUAUUGACUACCUGCUGUCGCAUAACGGGACAGGAAAUGCCGUGGUCAUCGUUAUCGGAGGAGCGGCAGAGUCUCUGCACUGUGCGCCCGGCAUGAACGCUGUCACUCUGAAGAACCGUAAAGGCUUUGUGAAGCUGGCCCUGUCAAAAGGGUCUGACCUGGUUCCUGUGUAUUCCUUUGGAGAAAAUGACGCCUACAAGCAGGUGAUCUUUAAGGAGGGAACCCGCUGGCGAGCUCUACAAAAGAGAUUACAAAAGCUCAUAGGCUUUGCUCCGUGUGUUUUCCAUGGAUGUGGCCUCUUCUUUGGAAAUUCCUGGGGCAUCGUGCCUUUUUGUAACCCCAUCACCACCAUAGUUGGUGAGCCGAUCACAGUGCCAAAAAUUGAGGAUCCAACUGAUGACGUGGUGGAUAUUUACCAUGCAAUGUACAUCAAGUCUCUCCAGUGCCUUUUUGACAAGUACAAGACCCGCUUUGGUCUGAAAGAGAGUGAUGUCCUGUACAUCCAGUGAAAGGAUAAAGAGUUGGGAGCCGUGCUGAGGCUCCGAACUGUGAACCCCUCUGCUCCCUUCCCAUCCUCCUCAUACGAUCUUGUUGGACAGGUUGGAUCAUCAGUGGACUGUAGACUCUACACAAGAGCAUGUCUGCGAAAGAAAACUUUGCUUUUUGUGUUUUCUCUCUCUCUCCGUCUUUCCCAAAAAUGCACGUCAACAUACAGACAAAUGCAAAGUCUCCUCUGUGGAAAUGGCAGGAUUGAACCAAAGUCGUCUCUCCCUGCUGAUGUCACUUGGACAAAGUUACCCAAAGUGCACCUUUGUCGUCUCUGUUGUCAUUUUCUCUGGGAAGGCAUCACGUGUGGACCGUCCUAUCGGUGCAGAGGGAGGGGACGUCCACCAGAUGGAGCUAGAAGCUGCAUGCAGGACUUAAAAGAAGCGCAAAGAUCUUUAUUCACUCAUGCAAUUGUAUCAUUUCACGAUCCUGCAAUAUGCAAAACGCACAAACAAUGCAAAUGAAGGAUACCACUUUAUUUUUGGGAUAAUAAGCCCAAACGUUAAUUGAGCCAAAGACCUAAUAUGUGUUAACCCCACACAUGCAUGUGUGCGAAAGCUGAGAGUAAUUCUACACAGUGCAUUAACAUUGUGAAUGCACAACACACAAGUGCCCGUGAUUGCACAGUGCCAUAAAGUAUUAAUUGUAUUCUGUAGAGAGUGAGAAGCCUAUUUGAGUGCUUGUCCCUCAAUGAAUUUUUGUGAUGCACUUUUUUGUAUUGCUGAUUACCUUGUGAAGUUUUCGCCUCAAGAAAAGCAAAGAAAAGCCUUCGAUUUGAAACAUUUUUCCAGGAUUUAUUAUACUCUGCUUGAUUUUUCCCUUCUUGUCCCACUGGUGUCCACACCUGGAUGUUGUCUGUGCAGUCUGUUGUAGCGCUGAGCUGCUGAUGAAGAAGGUGAAAUAGUUUUGUGGGUGAAAGUGAUUCCAGUGUUGAGUGCUUUGUAAACAUUCCAUGGAUGGAAUAAUGCCUUAUACCUGGAAAUACGUUUUAUUUGCAGGUGUCACUUGUACUUAUGGUAAAUAAGUGUAUAUGAAUAUAGAAUGUGUCGCAGGAAUCAUCAAAAGGAAUUGAUGGACAUGGAGCUGGGCCAGAUAGGGUUGUCUUUUGAAAAACAACUUUCCUGGUCUCGACUGUUGUGAGUUGAUGAAGAGCAGUGUAAUCUCUGUGCAGUGAAUUUGCCAGCAAUAAACACAGUGAGUAAUGUCUGUCUGAUGAAA